Achroia grisella is the source of this 2512-nucleotide messenger RNA. It is a transcript of the gene Septin1, whose product is annotated as septin-1. The transcript has 11 exons. The coding region runs from base 203 to 1324 and encodes 373 amino acids. Gene Ontology annotation, cellular component: septin ring; cell division site; synaptic vesicle. Gene Ontology annotation, biological process: cell division; regulation of exocytosis; cytoskeleton-dependent cytokinesis. Gene Ontology annotation, molecular function: molecular adaptor activity; GTP binding; GTPase activity. Lineage: Eukaryota; Metazoa; Arthropoda; Insecta; Lepidoptera; Pyralidae. The record is from RefSeq and is a predicted model, not a curated record.
UUCUAUUUAGUGCUUUGAAGAGUGUUUAUGACCACACACAUUGAAUAUUUUCUUGAAUUCCUUUUUUAGGUGGUUUCGGGCGUUUACCUUUUUUAUAUGAUUUACAAACAAAUUAUAGCAUAAUUGAAAACAUUUUAUUUUACUAGUAAGUUAAUUUGUUGAUACUUGCCACGCAGCUCAAGAGCAAAUACCAAGAAACAAAAUGUCUAACGAAACUGGAAAAAAUUUUUCCAACCUGGAGACCCCUGGGUAUGUGGGGUUUGCCAACUUACCAAAUCAAGUACAUCGUAAGUCUGUAAAGAAAGGCUUUGAGUUUACACUGAUGGUUGUUGGAGAGAGCGGACUUGGGAAGUCUACACUUGUUAAUUCCUUAUUUUUGACUGAUCUGUACCCUGAGAGAGUUAUACCUGAUGCUAUUGAGAAAACAAAUCAAACUGUAAAGCUAGAUGCAUCUACAGUAGAAAUAGAAGAACGAGGUGUGAAACUCCGCUUAACUGUUGUAGACACACCUGGUUAUGGAGAUGCCAUUGAUAAUACUGACUCUUUCCGAUCUAUUAUACAAUAUAUUGACGAGCAAUUCGAGCGAUUCCUGCGAGAUGAGAGCGGCCUCAACCGGCGGAACAUCGUGGACAACCGCAUACACUGCUGCUUCUAUUUCAUUUCACCGUUUGGACAUGGGUUGAAACCUCUGGACAUUGAAUUUAUGAAACAACUCCAUAAUAAAGUGAACAUUGUUCCUGUGAUAGCGAAGGCCGAUUGUCUCACCAAGAAAGAGGUGCAGCGUUUGAAGACUAGAGUUAUGGAGGAAAUUGAGAGAGAAGGUAUCAAGAUUUAUCCACUGCCAGACUGUGACAGUGAUGAAGAUGAAGACUACAAGGAACAGGUACGUCAGCUGAAAGCGGCGGUGCCGUUCGCGGUGUGCGGCGCGGGCCAGCAGCUGGAGGUGCGCGGGCGGCGCGUGCGCGGACGACUGUACCCGUGGGGUGUGGUCGAGGUCGAGAACCCCGACCACUGCGACUUCAUCAAGCUGCGCACCAUGCUCAUAACUCACAUGCAAGACUUACAAGAAGUAACCCAGGAGGUGCACUACGAGAACUAUCGCUCCGAACGUCUCGCGCGCAACGGACAAGUUCCCAAACGGCACACUUCCACUGAAAGCGGCUUGAGCGAGGCGGAGUCCAACGGACUGGCAAACGGAUCAAGCGAGGACACCGCUGAACGAGCAUUACGAGAAAAGGAAGCCGAGUUGCGACGCAUGCAAGAGAUGCUGGAGCAGAUGCAGCGCCAGAUGAAACUGCAGGCCGCUAGCACCACCACAGCAUAGUGCACGCGAGACGCACAGUUGCAUGCUGGUACGACGAUAUAUCUUCCAAACGCCUGCGACGUCGUCAACGCGAUACUGCGCGUCAUACCCUACUGUGUUACAACCAAUUAACUCGAAUAUAAAUAUAGUAAGUAACUAACUGUAGUAACAUAUGGAAAACAUUUUAUAUAGGUAACAUAAUUGACGGCAAUGUAUUAUAUACAUACGUGGUUAACGAAGUAUCAGAAAUUAGAAGUAUAUUAAUGACUUUACUUGAUAUCGAUUCUAAGAAUGGACUAUGUAAUCGCGCAAACGUCUACGAUAUGCGGUAUGUGUACCCUAUUUGUUUAUGGUAAGGUUUAAAAUAUAAUACAUUCGUUUCAGACUACGUUCGGAUAUCCAAGAUGUUAUAAAAUAUAAGAAAAAAAAACAGUGCUUAGACACAAUUACCUGGAUUAUUGUUACUAUUAAAAACAGAAAAACAAAUACUAUAUAAAGUAAAGACAAAGCAUUAAAAUGGUGGCAACUCUGCAUUUUGAAUGUGCCGCUGGUGGCACCAGUGUGCAUAGAAAAUACGUAUGUCCCGUUCGUUCCCAUGUCGGGUUUAACAGGUGAUUUACCUAUAAUCUGUAAUGGAUGCGUAAUUCCAAGAAGUAUAUUAUUACGGCAAUGUAAAGAUUGUAACAUUGGAAGAAAAUAUUGUAUUCUGUAAAUUGGCCUAAUGAAUACACUUGAGACUGAAAAUGUGUGUUAUUGAUAUAACGAUAUAAUGCGAUGCUCGAAGUAUUGGAUGUAUCCAAAAAUAUUAAUUUUAAUAUGUAUUUUUUUUACUCUAUUAUAAUCAGAAACUGUUAAGAUUACGAUUUAGUGUGAGCGAGCAGGCGAUAAUAUUCAUUUUUCGUGAAUUUAUGAAUCCCUAGUUUACGAUAAUAUUGAUUUAUAAUUAUAGUUGUUAUAAGUAUUUGCAAUAUAUUUAACUUUAUUCUUUAUUUUAAAUGUUCUCAUGGUACUGAUAAAUUGAAUUUUCUCGCUCUACAACAGAAAUUGACGUAUACGUGAUAUGACUAUAUUGUAAAAACAAUAUAGUUAUAAUUUGUUUUACUACAGAUUUUUUUUUAUUUUUAAGGGACGUUUUAUUUUUUCUAUGAAUCUUGUGGUUUAAUAAUGUGAAACUUAAGUUUUUGUUUUGUUACUUCGUCUGCAUUUCUA